This is a messenger RNA of Dendroctonus ponderosae (mountain pine beetle), 306 nucleotides long. RefSeq names its product cathepsin L-like proteinase. The record is from RefSeq and is a predicted model, not a curated record. Lineage: Eukaryota; Metazoa; Arthropoda; Insecta; Coleoptera; Curculionidae.
GUACUUGUUGGUCCAGUCGACGCUCAGGAAAAGUGGGCGGAAUGGAAGUCAACUCACUCAAAGGCCUACGAAUCCGAGGAGGAGGAGCAGAAGCGGUUCGGGAUCUUUGAGAGCAACUUGCAGGAAAUAGUGGCACAUAAUGAAAAAUUUCAAGCGGGCGACGAAACCUUCAGCAAGGCCCUCAACCGAUUCGCUGACCUCACGUCUGAUGAGGUGCCCAAAGGAGGCCUCAUGUCCCGAAAACAUUAAUUUCUAACAGGAUUUUUAAAUGUGUUUGUUGUUUUAUAUGUUGAAUAAAUUUGAUUU